AUAGUCUGGCAGUCGUGAGCGGGCGAGAAAUUACGUCAGUCUAGACUUCUCCGAAAAAGAUGUGUUCAACAUGAAUAGCCUCGUAUAUGUUUGAAAGCGUAUAACUAUAGAACGGUAUUUUGACGGAGACAUUAACUGCCUGUCCGCAUAUUCAUCCGAUGUUAGUCGUCGCCAAUAGGACAGCUAAAUUAUGGGCUCGAGAAGAUACAUUGUAGAAAAGCGGACUCAGACAACAUUGAGACAUUGAAACGUUUAAACAAUAAUUUGGACACAGAGAUGGCGAGUGACGACCAGGUGGCCAUCUUGACGGAUGACGAGGGGUAUCAGAAGAGGAAGUAUGUCCUGGCAGAACCCUUCAACACCCUGUCCAACACCCUGGAGCAGAUACCGGUGGGCUCGGGCCCCGCCUCUGCCUCCCAAGGUCCAGAGUUUCCUCCCACAGACACACCUGACUCCCCCUCCUCCAACCCCAGUAAUGACUGCCUGGAGAGGAACUGCGUGCGGAUCGACAACCACCUCCUCAUCUCCAAGGUCUUCUAUUUCUUCUUCUAUGCAGCCUAUGGGUCCCUACACCCACUGCUGCCUGUCUACUACAAGCAGCUGGGGAUGACUCCCAGUCAGAGCGGCCUGCUGGUCGGGAUCCGGUACUUCAUCGAAUUCUGUAGCGRCCCCUUUUGGGGGGUGGUGGCGGACCGCUUCAAGAAGGGKAAGGUGGUGCUUGUGUUCUCCGUUUUCUGCUGGCUGGUGUUCAACUGCGGCAUCGGCUUCAUCAAGCCCGCCUCCAUAACAUGCGUGGAGAGGAAACCCACAGUCGCACGCCCCACCAGCCCUGCCCACCUCGGUCUGCCGGCCAAUUACAGUAGGGUCCGCAGGGGUGUGAUUGGAGACUUGUUUUCCCUCUCUUCAAAUCAACACGGUUUAGCAUCAGACUCAGUUAGUGGCGGUCCCCUGCACAGGUACGUGAGGAGCGAUGGUGGUAAUGUCACUGGACCCAGCACUGUCCCGGGACCUGUGCCUUCCCCCACCAUCACAACAACAACAUCUUCCCCCUCCACCACCCCUACUACAACAGCCAGCUCAAAACCUGCCUCAAAUCUAACCACAACCAAACCAACCACCACAACCAUUCCGAAAGUCUACCACAUCAUCUCCAACCACGACCAGGUGGAGACCAUCUUCCUCCUGAUCCUGCUAGUCAUCAUCAUCGGCGAGUUCUUCAGCGCUCCGGCUGUGACCAUAGUGGACACGCGCACCCUGCAGUACCUGGGCCCCCACCAGGACCGCUACGGCCUGCAGAGGAUGUGGGGCUCCCUGGGCUGGGGCCUGGCCAUGCUCUGCGUGGGCAUCUGGAUCGACCACACACACAUCAAGCUCUUCAUCCAGGGCACCGGCUGCAUCUCUCCUCCUCCCCUCUCCCUCCACAGGGUGCUGUACAUCGGUCUGGCCUGCAACACGGUUCGUUACCUGUACAUCUCCUACCUGGAGAACGCCUGGAUCGUCCUGCCCAUGGAGGUCCUUCAAGGUGUGACCCAUGCCUCAGUGUGGGCAGCCUGUAUCUCCUACCUGAGUGCUGCAGUGCCUCCAGAGCUGAGGACCUCUGCCCAGGGUAUCCUCCAGGGUCUGCAUCUGGGGCUGGGCCGGGGCUGUGGGGCCAUGGUGGGGGGAGGCUUCGUCAAUGUUUUUGGAGCAGCCCACACCUUCAGAGGGAUAGGAAUGGUCUCCCUCGUCAUCCUCCUCCUCUUCGCUCUCAUCCAGUGGCUGGCUGUGCAGAGUGGGAACAAAGAUCCCAGAAUGCUGGCGGAGAACAUCCCAGUCCCCUCCAGCCCUGUUCCCAUUGCGACCAUAGACAUUAUCCAAUCAAUUAACGGAGCCGCCACAAUGACACCGCCGAGGAAGACCAAGCACCAGGAGGAUCAGGAGGACUUGAGCAAGCCUGCCUGGGUGGUGUCCGCCUCACCCUGGGUCACCCUGGCCUUCGCCCUGCACCAGAUCAGAGAGAUGGCUACCCUUGCCAGGAGCAGCCCUGCCAACAACCAUCAGACGCUGCAGGAGAUAAAUGAGAUCGGCACAGAUGAACCAACUGAGGAAACCUCCCCAUCCUUAGAACCUCCCCCCCCCUCCCAGACUGGCCCCUCUCAAGUGGGACCCGCUCUCUGACCAGGACCCCCCUACGCCUGCUGGUCAACCACCCCUCUCCACUGGCCACACACAGUAGGGGACUGGAAAGAGGGGACACGUUGCACAUUGAGGAACUGCCUUAAAAUGUUUUCCUUCCAAGCAAYACCAAGUCGAGGCCCAUGCAGAGCUGGGAAGUCCAGCUAAAAGAGUAAGGAGUAUGAUUUAUACAGACUGGACAGGAGAGAAAUACUGACCAAAAUGAAGGAGGUUGAAUUCGUCCUCCUAGCAAGACAUGUCUUAACCAGCGCCUUUAGGGUUCUGAGGAAAAACUCUUGAAUGAUCUAUUGUUACUCUGUCAAGUGGACAUCAAACGAGUACCAGAGUUGUAUUUCUUCUACUCAUCCUGGUAAUCUGGGAUCGCGGGUUGGAUUGAAUAAUGCUCCGUUUGUCUCGCUGGCCCUGGAAGUGCCUGAGCCGUGGUGCUGUUGUAGGUCGGUGAUUCACACUCCUGUAGCAGUGCCACACUGAAUCUAAAACGCUGUGUGUAAUGGCUGCUUUGCUUGAUGUGGACUGUAGAGAGGUUCCUCUCACAAGUUUAGGUGCAAAUUCAAUAGGCAAACGUUGUGGAACGUUGCAGAUAGCGAUGUUAUUAAUAUAACAGGUUUGAUUACUUAUUSAACAUGUCAGAGAGACAUGUGUUCUGCAUCACAGGAGGUUGGUGGCACCUUAAUUGGGGAGGUCGGGCUCGUGGUAAUGACUGGAGCGGAAUCAGUGGA
Messenger RNA from Salvelinus sp. IW2-2015, 2894 nucleotides. Its product is annotated as major facilitator superfamily domain-containing protein 6-like. Gene Ontology annotation, biological process: antigen processing and presentation of exogenous peptide antigen via MHC class I. Lineage: Eukaryota; Metazoa; Chordata; Actinopteri; Salmoniformes; Salmonidae. Gene Ontology annotation, cellular component: plasma membrane. The record is from RefSeq and is a predicted model, not a curated record.